AUGCCUCGGAUGCGCCUUACCAGGCGAGACCCAAGUUCGACCCCAUUGCCCUACACGGCAUCUCCACUGCUCCUACUCUGUCGCGAUAUCCUCUUGUUUGUGAAAUAUGCCUGGACGCUCCCGGGCAUCCUGUUGCCACUCCGUCUCGGCAGGACGACUCCGUUGGACGAGCUGUAUCCGUCGUGGCGGAGUCUGGUCUCAUUUUCCGCCCAAGUGUUCUUGACCAUCAGUCAGGUUCUUUUUCUCAUUUCGAUUCCAUUCACGAUCAUCUUGCUGUUGCCAGCAGUAUGGAUCUUUGCUUAUAUAUUUGCCGGAAUAGCAAUUAACUUCGCUAUCUGCAUGCUUGUUUUGAAUGGGCCCGAGAGGGUUUUGGUCUCCCGGGUUCCGGUGCCCAGUCGUCCAGAGCAUGAACACGAGCGGUGGUUUUUUAUUAACGGAGUGGCAAACAGUAAAUUUUGGUUGCAGAAUAACAUCGAUCAGCUGUCAUACUCUUUUGGGCGCAAGAUCACGGCGAUACAUAAUCGCACGGCUGGCUUGGUCUUUGACUUGAUUGAAUGUCUGAUUCAACGAGGCUUCGCCUACGCGACAGGCGACGUACGAAGGGCGUAUGUUCUGCUCAAGCAGGAACUGUUGAAUCCUGACUGUCACAAGGUGGUGAUAAUACUCCAUAGCCAAGGCGGAAUAGAAGGUAGCCUGGUCAUCGACUGGCUCCUCGACGAGCUGCCCCAAGACCUCCUCACGAAGUUAGAGGUAUACACUUUCGGGAACGCCGCGAAUCACUUCAACAAUCCGCGCCAGUCUUCCUUUUGCCAGCCCGUCACCCGAUCUAUUCGCCAUAUUGAACACUAUGCCAACUAUGGCGAUGCAGUGUCUCACCUUGGAGUGCUUCACUUCACAUAUGUUCCAAAUCGCUAUCUAGGAAGCCUGUUUAUCCGCCCAGGCACUGGACAUAUGAUGAAUCAGCACUAUCUUGACACCAUGUUCACACUGGGGUCUGACCUCAGAGUGCUAGAGUCAAACCCGUUCAUGGACAUGGAAGUCGAUGUGAAAAGAGUCGAUCUUUCGGUCGAACAUGACGGACACCGAGAUAUGACUUUGCUGCCUGUUCCAGACCGGGAAGUACGGAGUCUAGGAUUAGAUCAAGGACAGAAUAAAUCCCCACAGAUUUUGCGUGUCAAGGACUUCAGUCGCCUUUGGCAAUACCGGAAUGGGGGAUCCCCAGAUGUCAUUCACAGGCAAUGA
Messenger RNA from Penicillium argentinense, 1242 nucleotides. RefSeq lists its product as uncharacterized. Lineage: Eukaryota; Fungi; Ascomycota; Eurotiomycetes; Eurotiales; Aspergillaceae. The transcript has 3 exons. The record is from RefSeq and is a predicted model, not a curated record. The coding region runs from base 1 to 1242 and encodes 413 amino acids.